This is a messenger RNA of Pseudovirgaria hyperparasitica, 745 nucleotides long. RefSeq lists its product as uncharacterized. NCBI's taxonomy places the organism in Eukaryota, Fungi, Ascomycota, Dothideomycetes, Acrospermales, Acrospermaceae. The coding region runs from base 399 to 728 and encodes 109 amino acids. The record is from RefSeq and is a predicted model, not a curated record. The transcript has a single exon.
GUUCCGUUGGAGUGAUUUGCUAUGCAUCUUGUUGCUAAGCCCAAACUCCGGCCUGUGAUUUGGCCGUCACCUCGUUACUCGUAUAUUCCGCUGCUGCUUAUCAGAUCCGCACCAGACCUACUCACUACAGUUCCGCCAACUCCCUCCAUCCGUUACCCGAUUACCUUUUCCGUCAUUCUCCGCGCCUCACCAUGCCAUACCAUGCCACGCUUUGGCUGAGGUGAGGCCUGACUGCGAGAGACACCAUCGUCCUCAUCUUUCGCCUUGGUCUCAUUCCGUCCAGUGGAAGCUCUGUCAGUUCCGUCAGACGUUGUCCAUUUUCUGCAAACGCCAGAACGACUGCAUGUCAUCAUCCUGUACCAACCCAAACCUCAUCCUCAGCCUUUGACGUCGUCGUCAUGGACAAGCAAGACAAAGCACACCUACAACACUGGCACUUUAGCUCCGCAGGACCACAUCAUCCAACCUCAGUCAGCUCCAGCCAAGACGGGAUGCGGUGCGCCCCGUUCUUUUCCCGCAUCACCCUUCUCCGACCACUUCCCUCAAGCUUCGGACUCCAUCUUUGCGUUUGUUUGAUGUUGAUAACUGCUGCUGAUGUUGUCAACCAUCCUGGCUCUGGACGCCAAAGCACUGUGUUCCGCCGUCUUCCUCACUGUGACCGUGCACUUUUACAACAUGCGCUGCAAAUCUCACUGCCAGGGGAUGCUCGUCCACCUCUCAAGCCUUGACCUUCUAGAACUCUUCC